CUAGUUAAUGAAAUCAAUAAGGCCAGACAUGUUCCAAGCAUUAUUUCUCGAAUAGGAGUGGCUCCUGAUGCUGAUAGCUAUAGUAUCAUGAUUAAUGGAUUCUGUAAGAUUAAAAUGGUCGACGAAGCCUUGAGUCUCUUUUAUGAAAUGCAUUGCAGAAGAUUUGCUCCUAAUACGAUAACUUACAGUUCGCUCAUUGAUGGUUUGUGCAAAGCUGGGAGAUUCUCUUGUGCUUGGGAGCUUGUUGAUGAGAUGCAUGAUAAUGGCCAACCACCCAAUAUAUUCACUUACAAUUCUUUAAUAAAUUCUUUAUGCAAAAACUAUCAGGUUGACAAGGCUAUUGCAUUAGUUAAUAAAAUCAAAGAUCAAGGGAUUCAACCAGAUAUGUUCGCGUAUAAUAUACUUAUCGAUGGACUAUGCAAAGGAGGACGACUUCAGAAUGUAGGAACUUCACAACAGAAGAGGAGGAGAAUUGCUAAUACACAAAUUAGGUCAUCACCCCACAACCAUAACCUAGGUGAGAUGACUUUUGCCUUUUCUAUAUUUGCUAAGAUUCUCAAAUUAGGUCAUCACCCCACAACCAUAACCUUCAAUACACUUAUCAAUGGUAUGUGUCUUAACGGUAAGAUCAAGGAAGCUUUGCACUUUCACGAUCAUAUGCUUGCACAUGAAUUUCACUUGAACCAAGUUACUUAUGCUACAUUGAUCAAUGGCUUGUGUAAAAUGGGGAAAACAACAGAAGCCUUACAAUUUUUAAGAAAGAUUGAUGGGAAAUUGGUUAACACUAAUGUGAUAAUGCACAACACAAUUAUUGAUAGUUUGUGUAAAGAGAAAUUGGUGACCGAGGCUUAUGAGUUAUAUUCUCAAAUGAUUGUAAAGAAAAUUUCUCCUGAUGUUGUCACUUUCAAUUCUUUAAUCUAUGGAUUUUGCGUUGUUGGUCAAUUGAUAGAAGCAUUUGGUUUGUUCCAUGAAAUGGUAUUGAAAAACAUCAACCCAAAUGUGUAUACUUUUAAUAUAUUGGUUGAUGCUCUUUGUAAGGAAGGAAAUGUGAAAGGAGCUAAGAAUCUGUUAGCCAUGAUGAUGAAACAAGGUGUAAUACCGAAUGUUAUAUUAUACAGUUCAAUAAUGGAUGGAUAUUGCCUAGUUAAUGAAGUCAAUAAGGCCAAACAUGUUUUAAGCACUAUUACUCAAAUGGGAGUGCCUCCUGAUGCUCAGAGCUAUAAUAUCAUGAUUAAUGGAUUUUGUAAGAUUAAAAUGGUCAAUGAAGCCUUCAGUCUCUUUAAUGAAAUGCGUUGCCGAGGAAUUUCUCCCAAUACAGUAACUUACAGUUCUCUCAUUGAUGGUUUGUGCAAAUUAGGUAGAAUCUCCUAUGCUUGGGAGCUUGUUGAUGAGAUGCGUGACAAUGGUCAACAACCUGACAUAUGCACUUACAAUUCUUUAAUAGAUGCAUUAUGCAAAAACCAUCAUGUUGACCAAGGCAUUCAACUAGACAUGUACACAUACAAUAUACUUAUUGAUGGACUAUGCAAGCAAGGAAGGCUUAAGGAUGCACAAGUGAUUUUUCAGGAUCUUUUGAUUAAAGGCUACAAUUUAACAGUCUGGACAUAUACUAUUAUGAUCAAUGGUCUUUGUUUAGAGGGUUUGCUCGAUGAAGCUGAGGCCCUGCUGUCAAAAAUGGAAGACAAUGGAUGUGUUCCUGAUGCUGUAACUUGUGAAACAAUUAUUCGUGCUCUCUUUGAAAAUGAUAAGAACGAAAGGGCAGAGAAACUACUACGUGAAAUGAUUGUUAGAGGUCUACUGUAAGAGAAGACUAGUC
Medicago truncatula (barrel medic) is the source of this 1816-nucleotide messenger RNA. RefSeq names its product pentatricopeptide repeat-containing protein At1g62914, mitochondrial. The record is from RefSeq and is a predicted model, not a curated record. Gene Ontology annotation, molecular function: protein binding; mRNA binding. NCBI's taxonomy places the organism in Eukaryota, Viridiplantae, Streptophyta, Magnoliopsida, Fabales, Fabaceae.